AUGGUACUUAGCGGGGCAGAGAAAGGCCGAGUGGAAAGGGUGGGUGCGGUAGCACCGCCAGUAGAAUCGGCAGUGAAGCGGCAACGCUCUCAAGAGGAGGAAAUUCUCCGGCCGAAGAAACCGAGGACUGGGGGCGGUCCGCCGAAAUCUUUUAGCGAAGUCGCUAAGCAGGCGGGAUCCAUCACUCUGGGGGUGGUCGACAACAGCAGGGAAGAUGGCGCCAUUUCCAGGGACGAGUGGAAAGUAGUGGCAUCGGCCAUCUCUGCUGUGUUUAUGAAGGUGGUAAGGGAAAACCCUGGACCUCCACCGUGCUGUGAGAGUGCCGGGUGGCACCACGGCACCUUUAAGCGAAUUGUGUGUGCCGAUGAGCGGUCGGCCACAAUGUAUAGGGCGGCAGUAGCUCUGGUGGGGGAGGUCUGGAAGGGAGCCAAGCUGGAAGCUGUGGACAAAAAGGACCUACCUCUUCGUCCGCGCGCCCGGGUCUGGCUUCCCUCAGAACCCUCUGCUCCAGAGGAUAUGGAGGAAAUCCUCCGUUACUGUAACCCCAAACUUCCCACGCAUAACUGGAAGGUAGUCAAGGUGGAGAAGUCCGAAGGACAUUUUCGGCAAGCGCUGAUUCUGCUAAAUGCAGAGUCCCUCGGGCCUCUCGCUGAAACUAAAGGGAUCAUCACCUAUGGCUUCGAGAAGGUAGUCAUGAAGGUUUACCAGACCGAUGCCAGAGGUGAUGUCUCUGCAACUCCGGUAAUGCUGGGAGGGGAUAGGCCCACGGUAGAGGAAGCUCCCGUGGAGAUGGACGUGGAAUCUGUCAUGUCGGAUGGGGGCAGUGCUGACGACGUCCGCCCUCUAGCGGGGUCAGUCUUCAGUAUCGGGCAACUGUUCGACAGGGCGGAGGAGGAGGGGCUUCUGACCUCGGAUAGUGAGGAGGCUGACCUCAGGAUGUUGGAGAAAAUUAUUGAAGAUGAAGAUUCUUCAAAUAAAUCUCCAGCACUCUAA
Molecule: messenger RNA, 993 nt
Organism: Anastrepha obliqua
Lineage: Eukaryota; Metazoa; Arthropoda; Insecta; Diptera; Tephritidae
Exons: 1
Coding region: 1-993 (330 amino acids)
Source: RefSeq, a predicted model, not a curated record